UCUUCCUUUAUCUUUUCAAUACUUCUUCUUUUCCUGUUCCCCAACAAGUUGUUGCACAUUUGUUUUUUUUCUUUUCUUCGAAUGCCGAAAUGAUCACAUCAUCAUUUCCUUCUUUCUUUUUUUAUAAAAAAGCAAAAUAUCAAUCAAGUCUCUCGAUUGCAAUUAUCGCGUCACAUCACAUGUUCCUUCUCUUCUCCUCCUUCUUCCCCUCUCUUCCUUCUUCCCCUCCUCUCUCCCUUUCUCGAUUAAAUCCCCAAAACAGCUUUACAAUCAAAUGGAACAUCCGUGACUAUUGCAUAUAUCCCUUGGACUGUUUCUUCUUUUCUCUUAUCUUCUCGUCUCUUUAA
Molecule: messenger RNA, 347 nt
Organism: Meloidogyne enterolobii
Lineage: Eukaryota; Metazoa; Nematoda; Chromadorea; Rhabditida; Meloidogynidae
Source: the annotation of a GenBank genome assembly